Messenger RNA from Leptosomus discolor (cuckoo roller), 1649 nucleotides. The record is from RefSeq and is a predicted model, not a curated record. Lineage: Eukaryota; Metazoa; Chordata; Aves; Leptosomiformes; Leptosomidae.
AUGGAGCUAAUAAAAGACAGGUUGAUGGUGAUGAUUAUCGUGUUCAUUAUGUGGAAAUACAGUUUUAAAAAAAAAUGUGUCCUACUGUAUAUAAACACCUUUUUGUCUUCAUUCUCAGGAUUUACCUCUGUGCCAGUGAAAGGGAGUUGCUGUUCGUAUUCUAGUCUGGCGUGGGCUUUCCAGUUACGGUGUUCCAUCUCUUCCCCCUGUCCUGUGACAGUUGAGCAACGCAGACAAAGCAGUUUCUUCAAUAUGUUGACAGCUGAUGAGCUAUGGAAAGGAGCUUUGGCAGAGACUGGUGUGGGAGUAAAGAAAGGAAGAGGAAAGAGAAGGAAGAAAAAACUAAGGAAAAAUCUCAAUAAAGGCCAGGAGAUUGGUGAAGGACGUUCUGGUUUCCUCUGGCCUGGUCUUAAUGCUCCUAUAAUACAAAGUGGGAGAGUCCAGGCAGUUACUCAGCGAAAAAAAGAAGAACGAGAGAGAAUUCAGUCUGAAAUUCUUCAGCAGAGAGAUACAUGGGAGAAGAAAAGAAAAGUCAAAGUUAAGAGAGAGGGAGGAUGGAGUGGAAAGUGCUGGGGAGGUGUCCUUCUGGAUCCUCCUGACCCAGGUCCUAAUGGAGAAACUUAUGAAGAUUUUGAAACAAGGGCCAUUGAGGUGAAAAAUGUGUUUUGUAUGAAGGCAAAGGAAGGCAGAAAAAAAUCAGUACGUGCCUUAGUGGCUAUUGGAAAUGGUAAAGGAGCUGCAGGUUUUGCAAUGGGGAAAGGAGGUGACAGGAUGAAUGCUUUACGGAAAGCAAAGAAUAAAGCAAUACGCUGCUUACAUUUUAUAGAGCUAUAUCAGAACCACACAAUUUAUCAUGACAUUACAGUGAAAUUUAAAAGGACAAGCAUCCGCAUGAAGAAGCAAAACAAAGGGUAUGGUCUUCGUUGCCACCGAGCUAUCAUCACCAUCUGCAAACUAAUUGGUAUUAAAGACAUGUACGCCAAGGUUUCUGGAUCCAAAAACUUGAUAAACAUUACCAGAGCGCUCUUUAAAGGCUUGACACAGCAGGAGACUCACCAACAGCUAGCAAACCAGAAGAAUCUCUAUGUAGUAGAGUUCCGCGAGGAGCAGGGCCCUCUGCCUAUCGUUGUCGCACUGCCCGAGGGGACUGUCCGUGAGGAUCCAGAGCCUGAAGAUGAGGUUCCAGACAUAAAGCUGGAGUGGAGUGAGGUGAAAGAAGCUCAGGGAAUGAAGAAAUCUCCCUGGGUGAAUGUCAGACAGACAGUAUGGUAAACGCUUCAGUCCCUCUGUCUCUUCUGCUCAGAGCUGCAACUGGAAAAGCCCAGCCCAAACAGACAGGUUGUCUAGGCUUACAUUUCAGGGGAGGACAACAGUAGACCUCACAUGCCAUUCAUAUUGCUGCUCCCAUUGCGACCAUUCAGUAACACUGUUCGCUUUCCCACAAUUCUUCUGAGCACUGUUCAACUAGGGACAUUCAGACAUUUCCAGACACUGGAAACAGCCAGUGAACAUGACUUUGUCUUCAAGCAUGCAUUUACUCGAAUACUGAAGAUGGUGUUUAAUCAACAGGUCCCAUGUUUCUUUCACAAGUUCUUGGGAAACUCCUGAAAAGAGAAGAUUGCAAAAGCAAUAAAGAAUUCUCAGAAUGA